Molecule: messenger RNA, 7190 nt
Organism: Xyrichtys novacula (pearly razorfish)
Lineage: Eukaryota; Metazoa; Chordata; Actinopteri; Labriformes; Labridae
Source: the annotation of a GenBank genome assembly
ACUUCGGAUGGGACAACACAUGACAUUUUACACUAAUAAUCUACGCCUUUCACUAUAUAUCCGACAUUGAUAACAUCUCUCACAUCUUUUUACAUACUGUGAUGUCUACUUCAUCUGUGUCGAAGGUAAUAACCAUAUAUUUCGCAUGUAACGUUGUUUUUCAUCAACCUACACAGCUUGGAAACGAAAUGUUGAGCAGCUUUUGUUAUCCUUUUUGAGUGAACAGCACAGUUUGUAACCAUAGGCUGUCAUUCUUUUAGGGCUGUUUCGUCUUUAAGCCAAGUGCAAAGAAGAAAAAGACGCCGAGUUUAAGUAAGUAAUCUGAUGUUUAAAAUAAAGUGUUGUCAUUAUAGGUAACGAGAGCGAGUUACCAAAUGACAAUAUGUCCUAAAUUAUCCUGAUGUGUGACCCCUUUCUCUGCACAGAGGAUUAUUUCAUCCAUGGCUGUGAAGGUGCAGAGGACAGUGAGACAAGAUUUCAACUUUGUCAAAAUUUAUGGGACAAGAUUAAAGCUGAUACAGAGGUAAGAAAAGAUACAGUGCAUUCCCCUUUAACCAAACCUUCAAUAAAACAAAAUGAAGGAAACAUUUAAACUCUUUUUUUUUUUUUUUUUGUACACCACCAUUUAGAAACCAGCAGUCACCUCAAAAUGCAUACUCUGCAUUGGCUGUUUUUCAUAUUAAAAAUUAUAAUUAUCAUUUUUUUUUCAUGUAUAGACUUUGAGGAGAUUUAUUACUCGGUUGCAGGCGAUGAAGGAAAUUUUGAAAAGAUCUGGGGACCUUUUCAAGACUGCAUUCAGAAACUCUCAUCAUUUUGAAUUAGCACUCUCUUCUUCUAGUUGUUUUCUUUUUGAACUAUAUUUCUGUGAUGCUUUAUAGUCAUACAAUUUAAAUUCUUGUCUCUUUUUUGGACUUUUUCAGUUUUCGGUGACUUGUCUACAUUUGUAUUUCUCUUAAGUAGUCUUAUAGUAGUUCAUUUAACUUAUUCUCUUUUUACUUUUUAUUCCUCAACAUAUUAUGUAUUUGAAGAUCUACAAAACCCGAAUUCCAGCACUUACUUGUAUUUCUUUUUAUUUAUUUAUUUAUUUAAAUUAUUUUUGUUAUAGCUCCAGAAUUUGUUAUUUAAGCACAGUAAUAGGAAUAUCCAGCAGUAUACUGGGUUUUGAGGGAAAGGGGGUGUUUUUGAUCCGUUUCCUUUGUAAAACCUGUAUAAAACUAAUAAAAUUAUUAUUGGUUAAUUAUUAUUUUUAUUUUUAUUUUUAUUUUUUUUUAUCUGUAAGGCGCUACAGGAUGAACUGAACAGGAAAAUAUUGGACAGCCUGCUGGAUUUCACAAGGAAGUGCUCUACAACUCGUCAACACAGUGACUGGGCGGCACAGAUGAGGGCCAGUGAGAUCCCCACAGCGGCACUUGUUCUUGGUGUGUUUUUUUUUUAUUUAUUAAUUAUGUGUUAGGCUCAGCUGAUUGACUUUGACAACAUUAGCCAAAUUAGAAUAUGAUCAUCAAGUAUAGUCUCCCUUUUUUAAAAAAAACAAUAAUUUUAGGGUUUCGUGAAGUCUGAAAACACUCUGUCAAACAUCCUCUACAGGUGUAAAUGUCCCAGACCACGACAUGACCUUUCAAAGCUUGUCCGACCUACUACAGCAGUCUGUCAGCCCUCAUGUGGCCUCUGUGCAGGCCAAAGAGUGUGGAGGUAAGAGUCAUUUAUCUUCAUGUCCUAGAGUAAUUGUGUAUUAGAGUAAAUAUCGUAUUAUUCUUUUUAUAAUUUGCCUUUCUAUUUCAGCACUGAAGCACUUGAUGAAGAGGGUGUUGGAGAGGCUGAUGGACACUGAAGUUACUCUGGAUGACGAGGAAGAGGAGGUGACUGAGCAAACCAGCACACAGCUCCAUAACAGUGUGCACUGCUCACUUGAGACACUCUGUGAUUGGUACAUCGCAAAAACAAAGGUGGGAUUGUAGAGCACCGCCAGUGUACGUUAAAUUAAUUUGACUAUUAUUCGCAGAGAAAGCCAGAUCAUUUGGAAGCAUAUAAAGCGGUAUGUCCUCUUGCACUCUAGAAGUCAUUUUCUGGUACUCCUGGAAAAAAGCGUAGCUCUCCUGGCAGAGAUGAUCCUCAACAGCCUCCUGUAGUAAUCAUUUUCAAAGAUUUAGAGGCAUUCAACCCAAGAGUCCUUCAAGACUUCAUUCUCAUCUGCAGGUAACUCUGAAUUCAUCUUUCCCCUUUUCAUUUAGUCUCAGUUUCUGAAUAUUUUUUUGAAAGUAGUUUGUCAUGAAGAGAAAUCUGAAACAAUUUGCUUAAUGCUCACUUAAUAUUUGUCAUUUUGAGUUUGUGAUUUUAAAUAUGUCAACACCACCUUUAUGUACCUGUCCUCUAUUCCACAGCCGCUACAUUCAGCGUCUUCCCCUUAUGUUUAUCUUUGGUAUCGCCACAUCACCCAGCACCAUCCAGCACAUGCUGCCACACUCUGUGUCGUCGCUGCUGUGUAUCGAACUCUUCCAGUCUCUGUCCUGUACGCAACAUCUGGCCACAGUCAUAGACAAGGUAGUUCCACUCUCUGACAUAGUAGAAACUGAAUUUUACAAACAGGGCGGAAAGUUAGACAUGCUGUUGUAAAGGCAGUUGUAUGCAGUGUAAUCAUAAACAGGAUACUGUAACGUAAUAUACUGGAGAAGGGUUUUCAAACAGAUCAUGUUUAAUACUGAUUAAAAAAUGGAAGUGUUGGAUUACUGUUUGUGAAAUACGUACUUAAUAACUCUUAUUUAAGCCUUUAUAAAAGCAGCCUAACUAAUAGAGGUGUAGCUGUUGUAGAGUGUACUUGUCUUUUAUCUCUGCUCCUGAUCAUCCAUUUAUUUCAUUGAUAUACAGACGGAGAUGGAUACAAAACUGUCACCUGGUAUAGAUAAUGUGACCCACAACAGCAGCCUUGUAUUCUCUGCAAAGCUUUUAAUUUAACUCUAAAUGUCAAGAAGUUAUGAGUUGAACGAGUCACAUAAGUCCCAAUAUUGUUUGCGUUUGUCUAAAUUCAAUUAUCUAUUUACUGUUUGGUUUUGCUGCUGUAUUUGAUUUUAAUACGUAAACCCAGGCUUAUAGUAUUUUAUGACCCUUUUUUUUUCUCCCAGUUGAUCCUGACUCCUGACUUCCCCUUCAAGCUGAGUGAUAAAGUGAUGCAGGUGUUGAUCAGCAUCUUCCUCUAUCAUGAUUUCUCUGUGAGAAACUUCAUCAAGGGCAUCCAGGUGCAAAAUAAAGCCUCUAUGCACUCCAUUCUCUGUGUAUCUGUCUGUCUAACUCUUUUCUGUCAAAUUUAGAUUUGUGCUAAACAACCGCUCUGCUUUUGUCUUUGAGCAGCUUGCUCUGGUUGAGCACUUUCACUCCCAGCCUCUCAGUGUGCUCUGCUGUAAAAAGAAAGAGGCUCUGCUCAAUGUGAUGCAGCUCAGUCACACUGACUUGGAGAGGAUCAGGCAGCUGCCAUCCUUUAAAAGGUACACACACACACACACACACACACACACACACACAAACACACACACAAACACACACACACACACACGCACAGUCGGCUUGAUUUUUUAUUCGGUUUGUUAGGAAUGACUGUAUCAACUACAGGAUUAAUGUCCAAUUUUCAAAAAGAGAACAUGCACUUUGAGCAAAAAAAAAAACAAAACACAUCUACGUAUGUCUAAAUUUGACUAAAUAACAAGAAUCAGUCUCGUAGUGGUAUAAUGUUAUUUAUUUUGAUCAUUUCGUGGUGUGUUCACUCUAUUCCAAACUUUUGAAUCGAUGGUUUUAGGUAUGUUGAGAAGCAAGAGCUUCAGGAGCAGACAAAUCUGACAACAGAUGACACUCACUUAAAGGUACAUUCCUCCAUUUAUUUCUAUACCUCAAAAAUGUGCUAGUUAUAAAUAGCAGUAACUAAUGUGUGUUUUCUUUUAUUUCUAGGAGGUGUGUAGGAAGCUGAUAAAGGAUCUUCACAAAUAUCACAAGAACUAUUAUCCCAUUCUGAGGUGUCUCCACACUAUGACCUCAGCUCUACCUCGAUAUCCACUUGGAAAACAGGCAAGAAAUCAGCGCUUUACGCAUGUUCAAAUUUCACAUUUUCACGACCCUUUCUGUGAGUGUUGACAUGAGUAACUAUAGUAACACUCUGUGGUGUAUGUGUUCCAGAUCAGAGAGCUCCAUUUAAUUUGUUUGGAGAAGACCGUAUGGGAAAACGAAGAUUAUCAAUCAGCCAUGAAGCUUCUGAAGUAGGUCGAUGUUGUAUCUCAGUGUCAAACAAAGAGGCAAUGUAAUUAUAAAAGUAACAAGGGUCUUACUUGUGAAAAUUCUCAUUCAUGUCUUGUAGCCAACUUUUCUCCUAAUAUUUGUAAGAAAACUGCCCCUCCUGGUGGCCGAAUAGCCACCCAUUUACACAAACAGUAUAUGAAACACUUUUUUAAUUGUAACAAAAAAUCUAACUGUUAUCCAACAACAGCAGAGUCUGCGGUUCAGUAUUUCCAAUGCUGCUUUACUUUUCAGUUGUUAACUUGCCUGGUUUCCCUUUCAGGAUGCUGGCUAAAGACGAGCUGAUAACUCUGCUGCAGAGGUGUGCGGAGAUUCUUCAGCCUGUCAAGUCCAAAAAGAUGAAGAAAGCUCGGGUCCACCUGGAGGAACUGCUUGCAAAGUUCAGACAGUUGGACAGUAAGUAGUAAAAUUAUAUGAUAGUGCACAUUCUCUGCUUUUACAGUUUGUGCUAUUGUGCAGUACUUUUUUCAUUAAAAUACUUCCUAAAGGUGAAAAGGGCAAUAGAAAUGUGAUGCGUGUACAUUUUUCUUUGAUUUAUGACUUUAGUGUGUUUUUACAUUCUUUGCUUUGUUCUCAGCAGCAGUAGCUGCUGAAACUCAGUCCUGUGUGGAAGACAGUCUCAUCUCUCCAGUGAAAAACCUUGGAAAGAAAACUGAUCUGUUCCAGCUGCAAAAGGUUUUUUUUUUUUUUUUUAUCAAGAAUUUUAUCUCCAGCGCAUUUCUCCAAACAGACUCUCCUCUGACUGCUGAUUCACUGUCAUACUUUGAUUCAGAAAUUGUUGAUUACAUUUGUUUUCUAGACGCUGCUGGAAAUGAACGAGACUCGGAGAUCCAAGAAACUGAAUCCCUUUGAACUCCUACGAAAUGAAGUGGUGGAGUUCAUUGACAGCCUCGUGAAGUAAAUGAUUUCACCAAAGUGCUCAUCUGGAAAUGUGCUACAACAAUUACACUUCUGAAAUAUGUUAAGUACUCCCCUUCAGCUGACAUCUCUCUCCCACCCAGGAGUCACCUGUCCCCUCCUGAGACUCAGACGCUGAAUGAAGUUUGCUACUACAGCUCCUCUACAGCUGUGAGGCGCCACCUCAACGCAACACCUCGCACCUCCAUUCAGGCCGCUCUCAGCAGCCCGUACUAUUAUCUUCAGGUACGUCAAAAACCCUCACCAUAAGGAGAAAUUGAAAACAAGAAAAUAUUAGUUUUUUCUGCCAAUGUUCUGCAGACUCUUGGUUUUGAUACAGCCUCCCUGCUGUCAUGGCAGGCGCUUCAAAGUUAAUGGCAAAGCAUGGGAGGAGACAUGGAGCAAAUGCCAAAAUAUUAUUAAUUUGUUUACAAAAAAGGCAAAUAAGUCAGCCGUGAGGUGUGGAAGUCGGUCGUCAGGUAUCACUGUGAUGUUGCCACUUUUAUCUCAGGGGGUAUUGAGUUGUUGCCAUGGUUUGUAAUGUAGAUGUGAGCACAAACGUGAUCGUUACCUGAUCCAGUCUCACAGUCCUUCAAUGUUUGAAGAGCAUUUUUUCUGUCUCACUCUUUACAUUCAACUCUUAAACCUCUUCAAAGUCCUUCACACUACUCCGAACAGAUAUACCUAUAGAGCUCUGUUCAAGGUAAAGACCCUUUGUGAAUAAUCACUUUUUCUUUGCUGAGAAAAAAAUCUUAUAAAACAUCAUGAUUCGAAGAGUUUUCUUACAAUUUAAUCGAAGAAAAACUCUUUAUACUCAAAGGCUUUGUGAAUACACCCACUGGGUUGCAGCGGUAAAACUCUGUAACUGAGUAGGAGCUCCUGAGUAUGAGAUGAGUGAAAAACAAAAGCUGGGUGAAUAAGGUGAACAAACUCUUGUUUUUGGAAAUUUUAAAAGUCGCCUUCUUUGCGUCAACAGAACAACAGCCUAAAAAGUGAAGAGGGGUCAGUCUCAAACGCUGCUCCUGAUAUCUGCAUUGCAUACAAGCUUCACCUGGAGUGUGGCCGGCUGAUUAACCUCUACGACUGGCUCGAGGUAAGUUCAUACUCUUCAUUGUGUCCUUGUUGGUUUAUGUUGCUCAACAAUGUUCAACUCUGCUGUACCAAGUGAGAUGUUUUGAAGUUUGUUUUUCAUCCUUUAGACAAGGGUUUAUUGAUCUGAAAAAAUCAAUUAGUUACACUAUUGGUCUGAAAAUCAAUAACUGGCCUGAAGUGGACUCUGUGCUGACAUGAAAAACUGUUUUUGUUUUUUUUUACCAGGCUUAUGCUACUGUUGUUUCUGCUGCCGAGGGCAACCAUCCAGAUUCUGACAAUUUUGGGAAAGUGGAUGAAGUCAAACAGUAUCCUUUUUGAACUUUUAUCUGCAAACACGCUUUUCCAGCUAUCCUCUUCCACUGCUUCUAUAUUUGCUUAAGCUUGUGCGGCGGAGAGUCGUUCAUGAGACUUCAAGCGAGCUGUUGCAGUGGUUUAGUCGUGUGGUGGAUGAGGUGGAUAAUGAAAGCAAAACAGUCCAAGAAUUGUGAUAUGAAACCUCAUUCGUGAACUUUUGUCCUUAACUUUGUUCCGUAGUGCUCGUUUCAUUCGAGCUGUGUCUGAGCUGGAGUUUCUCGGCUUCAUUAAAUCAACCAAGAAGAAGACUGACCACGUGGCUCGACUCACCUGGGGAGGCUGCUGAGCAAAGAGCACUCUUUCAAGCUCUUACCAAAUUUGACUUCACAUUUUUGUUCGUUAUUUUUCCCUCUAAUAAAGUAAGUGGUGUCUAAUUAUCUUGGGUGUUGGAGCUCUGAAAAUAUUUCACUGUUUUACACUUAAGAGGUGAAUGAAUCAAGAACUUCUGUUUCAAAGCAGUCCACUGGAAAGAUUUGGAUGUUUUGCAGCACUUCUACAGCAUCUUUUUGAGGUGUGCCGACAGGUGGAUGAGCUUUGUAGAUGACCUGAUUAGGGUCUGGUGAACGGAG